AAGAGGCCAUUGAAGAAGAGAAUUCAUGCUUGCCACCAGAACCAAGCCAAAGUCGAUUUGCCUUUGUGGGGUGCACACGUCAUAGCAAAGGCCAAGUCCCCCACGACCCUUACCACGCCUUUGUCGUUUCUCCUCCCAGAGACGAAAGAAGAAAGGCCCAAACUCCAUUUUCUUCUCUGAGCUUUCCUUCUCUCUGUUUCUUCUUCUUCUUCUUCUUCUUCUCUUCUUUUGUUUCUUUUUUCCAUCUUCUCCUUAGUUUGAGCUCAUUUGAUUGACCAAACCAAACCAAAGCUCCACUUAAGAGAAACAAAUUCCAAUCCAAAGAGACCCGUUUUUCAGUUUCCUUUCUUCUUUUAGGAUUUACCAUGACUUGUUGAAUUGUUAGCUCUGUAAAACAAAAGAAAGAAGAAAAGAGAAGUGUUGGGAGUUUUUUAAUCUUCUGCUGAAGUACUAGUUUCUUUCUGAUGGGCAACUGCUUAUUUUCUUCUACUAGAGUCGAUUCCAGCCAAAGCCCCCAUGCAACUUCUGCGUCAGGAGGCUCAAAAAUUUCCAGCAAAACUAGUCGUUCUUCAGCUCAUUCAAGCUUGACCAUCCCAUCUUUCAGUGAUACAAGUAGUACUGGAUGUCUUCCAACACCAAGGACUGAAGGAGAUAUUUUGUCAUCCCCCAAUUUGAAACCUUUUUCAUUCGGUGAGUUGAAGAAUGCCACUGGAAACUUUCGUCCUCACAGUCUUCUCGGUGAAGGUGGUUUUGGAUAUGUUUUUAAAGGAUGGAUUGAUGAACACACAUUAGCUGCUGCAAAGCCUGGAUCUGGAAUGGUUGUUGCUGUCAAGAAGCUUAAACCUGAAGGUUUUCAAGGCCACAAAGAGUGGUUGACAGAAGUUAAUUAUCUAGGCCAACUUCAUCAUCCAAAUCUGGUUAAGUUGAUUGGAUAUUGCUCAGAGGGUGAGAACCGACUUUUGGUCUAUGAGUUCAUGCCUAAGGGAAGCUUAGAGAAUCAUCUUUUUAGAAGAGGGCCACAGCCACUCUCUUGGGCAGUGAGGCUUAAGGUUGCCAUAGGUGCUGCUAGAGGGCUCUCUUUCCUUCAUGAUUUGAAAUCCCAAGUCAUAUAUCGCGAUUUCAAAGCUUCUAAUAUUCUACUAGAUUCGGAAUUCAAUGCAAAACUUUCUGAUUUUGGAUUGGCCAAGGCAGGUCCUACUGGUGAUAGGACUCAUGUAUCAACUCAAGUCAUGGGUACCCACGGCUACGCAGCACCUGAAUAUGUUGCUACAGGUCGAUUGACGGCUAAGAGUGAUGUAUACAGUUUUGGAGUUGUGCUGCUUGAACUAUUGUCUGGACGGCGUGCUGUUGACAAAACAAAAGUUGGUGUGGAGCAGAAUCUAGUAGACUGGGCUAAACCAUAUUUAGGUGACAGAAGAAAAUUAUUUCGAAUUAUGGACACUAAGUUGGGGGGCCAGUACCCCCAGAAAGGGGCUUAUACAGCUGCGACCCUUGCUUUACAGUGCCUAAGUGGUGAAUCAAAACUCAGGCCUAGAAUGUCAGACGUUUUGACAGCAUUGGAGCAGCUCGAAGCCCCCAAAACUGCAUCCAAACACUCUCAAUCCGAACAGCACUCAGUUCCACUCCCUGUCUGUAAAUCUCCAAUGAGACAGCAUCGCUCUCCUAUGCAUCUAACUCCCAGUGCAUCUCCAUUACCAUCUCACAGGCAAUCCCCACGAGUACAUUGAUUUCUUCUGUAAAUUUCCUGUGUAUGUAUAUCUUUUUUGUUGCUUAUAAAAUGUAAUUUUUGAGCGUGUUUUUUUUUAUGCAAUUUUGCAUUUAACAUAGUAACAAAUUAGCAGCUCCUUCGUUUUGUAAGGGGUAUGAGACUCUCAUUGUGGUAGUCAGCUACUUUCAUUACUGUAUUGUUACCUUCUAUUCAGUGAUGCAUAUUAAUGUUAUGAAUUAUAUCUUUGUGUUUA
This is a messenger RNA of Durio zibethinus, 1961 nucleotides long. RefSeq names its product putative serine/threonine-protein kinase PBL3. Gene Ontology annotation, biological process: protein phosphorylation. The record is from RefSeq and is a predicted model, not a curated record. NCBI's taxonomy places the organism in Eukaryota, Viridiplantae, Streptophyta, Magnoliopsida, Malvales, Malvaceae. Gene Ontology annotation, molecular function: ATP binding; protein kinase activity.